Molecule: messenger RNA, 1291 nt
Organism: Vitrella brassicaformis
Lineage: Eukaryota; Vitrellaceae
Source: the annotation of a GenBank genome assembly
GGAGAAGGCAACUGCAGCUUGAUAUGUGUUCCCAAGCAGCAGAGGAGCCGUCAGCAAGCCGGUCCGACUCACGUUCGUCGUCUUCGGCGCCGCUUCUGGUGCAUCUGCCUUGCCAUCCCGUCCAAAAGAUGCCAUUCGGACAGAAGCAAUACGAAGGUGACAGGAGAUGGCAGCAGCAAGGGCUCAUUCAGCCUGCACAGGGGCGCUCUGCAUGCCAAUGUGCUGUGUUUGCUGCUUGCUGUGUGUGGGCAGAUCUGCAUCGGAUGGGUACGGGCAUUCGUGACAUGCUGAGGAGGCUGAGGAAGGCAGAGGACGACUACAUAGGUAGGUUCCCAAUGCAUUGAAACGGAAUGAAUGCACUGUCUACACGGUUGACUUGUGGGUGUGGGUAUGCAGCCUUUGCUCGGUGUGUCGUCGUCCUCGACGUGCUACUGCUCCUGGCCACGCUGUCCGCUCUCCUCUUGCCGUCACAGGUGAGGCCUGCACAUAGAUAGAGAGGAGGGAAGGCCGCGUUGUCUGCAAUGCCCAUCUGUCUGGCUGGACAAGCAACCACCUGGUGUCUGCCUGUGUACGUGUUAGGUUCGUGAGGUGGUGCUGACGGAGAGUGGAUGGAUGAGUGGCUGGUUCGUCGCGCCCCUGAGCCUUCUGGCCAUCAUCACCUGGGGCAUAUAUUGCACACCGCAAGGCAGAGAAAAGUUCCGCGAAAGGGACAGGUAUAAGUGCGGCAGGGAGGGAAACGACGACACUUGACCAGUGAUGGAUGACCGAGAGAGCUGUGCCCAUCUCUCUCUCUGUCUGUGUGUGGUGUGUAGGUAUCUGAAGAGUCUCAAUCAGUCGCUUGAGCCCUUCAUGCUGUACUACGACGGCAGGUAGGCAAUCCAAUCCACCCAUGCGCAUAAGUAAUCUAUCCAUCGCCUCUUCUCUCUCCCCAAUGUGUCUAUCAAUGUGCUGUAUCUAUCAAUGUGCGUCUGUGGUGCAGUCGCCAUGAGCUGCUGUACCGGCCUGUGUCCCGGCGAAAGUCGCCCAACAGCAAGACGCAAACGGGCGGGGAGAGGGAAGCCGCGGAGCUGAGCCACGUAGUGGGCAGUUCUAAUGACGAGGGAGGGGGAGGGGGAGGGUCAGGUGCCUCUGAUAGUAGCUAGUAGGGACGGGGGCUGCGUUUGUGUGCGCCGAAUCGCGAGAUGCGGCGCGUGUGUACUAGUAUACAGUGACUGAGUGCAGAAACAUUUGAUGCACACCGUCGUGGACAUAUGCAGAGCUUUAAUUGCACGCAGAGAGUCGUGUCAUGUCA